Molecule: messenger RNA, 721 nt
Organism: Gossypium raimondii (Peruvian cotton)
Lineage: Eukaryota; Viridiplantae; Streptophyta; Magnoliopsida; Malvales; Malvaceae
Product: LOB domain-containing protein 25
Exons: 2
Coding region: 77-592 (171 amino acids)
Source: RefSeq, a predicted model, not a curated record
UCUUGACUUCCCUACACCACCUUCUUUCUCCCUUAUAUACUUACAUUGCUUCAUCCCAUGUAAUAGUCCUCAAAAAAUGGGUUUAGAAUCUCUAAUUGUUACAAGACCCAGGACCCAUCAACCAUGUGCCGCUUGUAGGAUGCUACGCAGGAGAUGCGACAGUAAUUGCAUUCUGGCCCCCUAUUUCCCAUGUGAUGAGAUGGACAAGUUUGCCAAGGUGCACAAGGUUUUUGGAGCCAGCAACGUAAUCAAAAUGAUUCAGAUGGUGGAGGAAACAAACAGGGAGGAUGCUGUGAAAGCACUGGUCUAUGAAGCAACAGCCAGGAUGAGAGACCCUGUUUAUGGCAGCACUGGAGCUAUUUGCCAACUGCAGAAGAUGGUGCAAGAACUCAAGAUGCAGCUUGAAUCAACAAAAGCUCGAGUGUUGGAGCUGCAACAGCAAAAAGAUCAGCUUUGGAGCGUUCUUAUGAAUGUUAAUCAUCUUGAUCUUCUUUCUCCCAUUAAUGGCGGUGACAACUUUUGUUUAGGUUACGAUGAUUCUAUAGCUUAUGAUCCAGACAAGUUCCCUGUAGUAGGUGACUGGAUCUUUUAAAGCAUAAAAAAACACUAAAGAUGUCGGUAUAUCCAAGGUAUCAUCUUCAGGAUAAGCUUAUGAAGUGUAUAAUUUUAAUGGAAUACAUAUAUAUAUAAACACACAAAGAGAAAUUUAAGUUGAGAAGAA